GCGCUUUGUUUACAAGUGGUGGUCUUCGCGGCUGGCCUGGCUGGAGCGUCUCCGAGUGAAAAACGAGUAAAAAUUCGUGGAAAUUUUCUCUACAAACGGAAAAGUGUGCCAUUAUCUGAAGCAAUAAUGGAAGAGACGAAGAAACUCGGCUACGACACGACGUGUCCCUUUAACCCGGCCCAUCUGCUAGCGGGCGAGAGCAUGCAGAAGCACUUGCUGAAGUGCAAGAAGCAGCACAAAUCGUCGAAUUUGAUAGUCUGUCCGUUUAACCAAACGCACUACAUACGGAAAAGCGAAUACGCCCAGCACAUCAAGGUCUGUCCGGAUCGUAUUUUGAUCGAAUCGUGCCGCUACACGGAGAAAAACGACGCGCGAGGUGGCACGAACGCGGGUCAACGACAGGAAACAACGCAGCCGAACUACACCGCGGAAACAACAAGCUACAACGGCAACGAUGAAGAGAACUGGGACGAUAUGGAUGUGCCGGCGUACAAUCCGCUAAAGUAUUGCCUGGAGAACAAGGUCAUUCGCCAGGCCAACCACUUGACACCGGCCGAAAAGCGUGCAUUCUACGAGGAGGAAAGAAUUCGUCACAUGGAGCUGAGCAAGAAGUUGCAACAAUAGUGCACCGUUUUGCUGUUUUUACGUUACGACGUAUUGCUAUGUUAAUAUACUCUCAGUUAAUGUAACCAAGGAACACAGCCGAAAGAGGGACAGAUCCGAUACUAGCGCCACAACGAACACCUAGCACCCGCUUCGGGUUAGCGCGCUGUAUAGCAAACGUACCAAGAAUCUUCCAAACAUUCUAUGAAAAUUUACCAAAUAUGAAGAAAGUGGAUAUUAAAGCAAUGAUCAAUGUAAAACAAUAAAUU
This is a messenger RNA of Anopheles darlingi, 872 nucleotides long. RefSeq names its product gametocyte-specific factor 1 homolog. The transcript has a single exon. Bases 127 to 624 code for a protein of 165 amino acids. Lineage: Eukaryota; Metazoa; Arthropoda; Insecta; Diptera; Culicidae. The record is from RefSeq and is a predicted model, not a curated record.